Molecule: messenger RNA, 4701 nt
Organism: Entrophospora sp. SA101
Lineage: Eukaryota; Fungi; Glomeromycota; Glomeromycetes; Entrophosporales; Entrophosporaceae
Source: the annotation of a GenBank genome assembly
AUGCGACUUCCGACAAAUAAUACGUUCUUGAAUGCACUAAAAACUCUCGAAACACCAGUGAAUUGGGACGAUCUCCUUGUUCUACGAUCGCCAUUUAGAUUACUUUAUGCGUUACAGAUUGUUGAUUGGUUGUUAAGAGGAGGCGAUGAUGAAAGAAGUCAGAUCAAAGAUCAUCAUAAAAUUUUAACAAAGAAAGCCUGCCUUGGGCUUUUAUUGAAAAUAAUUAGUUUUUUUGCUAUUGAUAAUACGAUAGAAAGCGCCGAUAUUUUUAAAAGUUCUGAUUCCAAGAGUUUAAUUUCAAAAUUGAUUGAAAUAAUUGGUAAAUGUGUAGAUCCUUCUCAAAAUCAGGUUGAAGAUGAUUUAACAAUAAUACGACAUUCAAUGAAAUUAUUAUCAUGUCUAUGUUUACGUGACGAAUCUGCAAUAUCAAUCUUUGUUGGCCAUCCAAAUUUACGUGAAUGGUUAAUUUCUGCAUUAAUUGGUUGUCAAUCUGAAGAAGCUAGGAGUCUAAUGGCGAAUAUGAUUCUUUGUUUCUGUAAAGAUAUUAAUAAUAAUAUAGUUAACAAUAAUGGAAUGUCAACUGACGAAUCAAUGAAUCAGAAUCAUCAGGUUUCAAUUUCACCUGUUCUUGAUCAAUUUUCAUUGAUAUUAUGGUCGUUCUUGCCCGAUGUAGAGAAUCAUGUUUAUACAAGCAAAGAAUAUUUUGAUUUAAUGGGUGAACUUAUGCCAUUCAUUACAAAAUCUAGUCUGAUUUCUUUGUCAUCUUUAUAUAAUGGCAUCAAAAAUCAAAUAAAACUGCAUCCAAUUCAGGAGCAAUUUAAUUCAUCAUGUGAAGAUACGGUUAUCAUUGGCUUAUUAAAAUUGAUGACCAUCUUGGUGUCUGAGCAUAAGGAAUUUAAAAAUAUUCUUGGCGAUGGCUUGCUUGAGAUGAUUUUUUAUGAUUGUCUUUUUGAAGUUCCAAAUAUUAACCACUCCAAUUCACUUCUUCCACCAAAGUGUAAACUUGAAGUUUCAAGAAAUGCUGCAUUAAAACUAUUAAAUGUACUAGUUCAUGAAUGUCCAGAAAAUUUUGUUCGUCUUACAGAUUUAUAUUUGAAACAAUUGGAUCGUGGUGAGCAAUUAAAUGAUAAUUGGAACUAUUGCCCUAAAUCAUGUCAGAAAUCUGUAGCUGGAUAUGUUGGAUUACAAAAUCUUGGUGCAACUUGUUAUGUGAACUCUAUAGUUCAGCAAUUUUUUAUGAAUUCCGAUUUCCGAAAAAGUUUAUUAGCUGCUCCUGUUAAUGAUGAAAACAAAGACGAUUCACUUCUUUAUCAACUUCAAAUUGUUUUUGGAUAUUUACAAGAAAGUGAAAAAAAAGCAUUUGAGGCAACACAAUUUUGCCAUGCCUACAAAGAUUAUGAUGGCCAGCCUUUGAAUGUCGCACUUCAGAUGGACGUGGAUGAAUAUUUCAAUGGACUUUUUGAUCGUUUAGAGAAUAGUGUUUCUGGAACACCUUAUUCGAUGCUUCUUAAAGAACAUUUUGGUGGUACGAUUGUUCAACAAAUAAAAUCAAAAAGUUGUGGUCAUAUUUCCGAGAAAGAAGAAUCAUUUUUCGCGAUACAAUGUGAAGUUAAAAAUAAAAAAAAUGUAGAGGAAAGUUUAGAACAUGAUGUUGAGGGAGAAUUGUUGGAUGGUGAUAAUCAAUAUUUUUGUGCUAAAUGCGGGAAAUCUGUAGAUGCAAUUAAAAGAUCAUGUAUUAAGAAAUUACCAAAAAAUUUGAUAAUGCAUUUGAAAAGAUUUGAUUUUGAUAUGGAACUGUUGAAACGUGUCAAGAUCAAUGAAUACUUUGAGUUCCCGAAUCGAAUAAACAUGGAACCAUAUACUUUGGAUUACCUGAUUAGAAAAGAAUUAGGAGGGGGAGCAGGGGUGGGAGUACAAGAGGAUAUCAAAUCAGAUAAACAGAACAAAUCACAAUUUGAAUAUGAGUUAGUUGGUGUUUUGGUUCAUACAGGAACUGCUGAUUCUGGUCAUUAUUACUCUUUCAUUAAAGAACGCAAAUCUGCACCAUCAUCAUCAUCGUCACACGAAAGUGAUGAAGAGAGACGCUGGUACCAGUUCAAUGACUCGACAGUUGAAAUUUUUGAUCCAAAAGACAUCCCUAAACAAUGUUUUGGUGGACCCGAAUAUGUUUCACAAUGGGAUCCAGCGCAACAAAAAAAUGUUACACGUGUGUUUGCUAAACAAUAUAAUGCAUACAUGCUAUUUUACGAAAGGUGUGAAGAUGUUCAGAAUAUUACUAGUUAUGAUGAGAUAAAUAAACAAGAAAAUCAAAUUGUUAAAGUUCCUGAUGACAUAUAUAGUGCAAUAUGGGAUGAAAAUAUCGGUUUUCUUCAAGAUAAAAAUAUUUUUGACCCGGGCUACUUUAAUCUUAUGUGGACUGUUCUUCACUCGGUAGAUUUUGAUAACGAGCAAAAGAUUUUAGUUGAUGGCAAAGAGAUUGAUUUGACGAUGCGUACAAUCCAGUUGGCUUCUGAAUUUGUUUUGGGGACAUUAUCACGUGCGAAAGAUAAUAUGGAACUUAAAGAUUGGACAGAUUUUCUUAAAACAUUAUUUCAAACUCAUUUGCCAGGAUGUCAAUGGUUUAUCAAUAGACUUAUUGAUCCCAGUCCAAACUACUUACAACAGAUAUUGAUGUCAUGUUAUGUUCAAGAGGUUAAAGAGCAAAUUGUUGAGUUGAUAGUUUUUGUCUUGAGAACUCUUAGACAAGGUGAUCCAAUCGUAUAUGGACUGGAAAGCGAGGGAGGGGUUAUUGAUAUGACAGCAACAACAAAUUUGGUUGAUGGAAUUUCCAUGAAUAUCGAUCCAUCAUCGUCAACUUCAAUACAAAUGUGCCAUGAUAAUGGAUUAAUAGUAAAAUUAUGUGAAGCGAUGUUCAAUCUAAUUCCCGCUGCACAUUUAUGGUGGAGGAAUUUUGAACAAUAUUUCUCUUUGAUGUAUCUCAUAUCAUAUUUUGGAGUACCUGAGCGUAAUUAUAUGAUAAAACGCGGAUUCAUAGGAGAAUUGGUUAAAUUAUUCCUUAUGGACGAGAUUGCACCAUUGAAAUCUCGUAAAAGAAAAAUGGGCGAUAAAUUUUCUUUGCCACCUUUCCGUUAUCUAUUAAUGACAUUGCGUACACUAAUAUCAGGAUGUGAUGUUUCUGAUAUUGGAAAAAGUGGACGUUCGUUACUAGUUGAGACGCAGAGCACCGCCAUGAGGUUGACAGAACAAGAAAUUUCAAUGAUAUUUGAACGUAAUGAAUCGGAUGAUCAAUUCAUAUUUUUUAUGAAACAAAUAAGAGAUUGUAUUGAUCCUCCGUCUACUGGAGAAUUGUUCGCACAUUUUGCUACUAAUAAUGAACACUUAUCGGAAGAAUUUUUAAGUCAAUUGAUUCGCGCUGCUGAUAUUUAUACAGUUGAUCACGUUAGACCACACCUGGAAAUUAUUUAUUCACUAACGCAAAUCCAGGAUAAUUUGUUAAAAUCGAGGAUUGAUUACACAAUCCCUGAAAUCUUGAAACUUGCAAAGGCUAAUCAAAGUGCACCGCAAAUUAGUUCAGAAUGUCUUGGAUUAAUUGAAGCUUUGUGCACAUCUAGUGUUGGAGCAUAUGUUCAAACUUUUCUUGUUACAUAUCUUUCAGAUUGGUUGCCCGAGUACUUUUUGUAUAGUCCGUAUGAAUUAGUCCGUCAAAGAGCCGAAGAAUUAUUUAAUCUUUUAAUAUUUCGUAAUAUAGAUGAAGCACAAGGGAGUCAAGCACAAAUGGAAGCAAUUGAAAUAAUGCAUAAACAAUAUCUUAUGUUGUUGAAACAUAUGGAGCAUUUAGAGACUUGUUGGAAAACUACUAGCAGUAGAAGAGGAGUGGCAGAUCCAUUUGGUUGGAGAUUGAGUAAUUAUUUCAGAAUAUUGACAAAAUGUGUUCGAUCGAACAAAGAAAAACAAAUGGAAAUAAUUAACUUUUGGUAUACUGUAUGUGAAGAUUAUCCACCAAAUAUAGAGGCAAUUGUUAAAAACCAAGAGUUAUUGUCUCACCUUUUCAUGUAUUAUGUUAGCAUGAUAUUUGGAGAUUUUUACGAUGAUCAUAAAACUGACGAGUUGUUGGAACUUUUGAAAAUGAGUGCUGAUGAAUCGGCACUUUUCAGAUCUCGAAAUUGGGACCAAAAUGCAUCUUCUUUAGCUAAUAUGCCCAUAAUACGCAUACAAAGGCUUCAUCAGUUAAUUAAUCGAAAUACUGUUGAUGAUUUACAUGCAUUUUGUAAAUACCAUGGAUUUGAAACAUUAUCACAGUUUAUUAUAAAAGACAGAUAUCUAAAUGAAGAGAAUGUUCUUAAAUGUAUGGAGAUGCUACAUGCUUAUUUGCAUCUUGCAUGUUCAUUGGAAGAGGGUAAAGAAUAUGUGAAAGCAUGGAAAACACGCUUAGAAUUUGCAGCUUCACUUUUAACAUCUUUGCAUCCAAAUAUGGACAAUAAAAUUUACCUUAGAACAUUAGACAUUCUAUGCCUAUUCUUAAAAAUGAAAUGUAAUUCUGAACUUGUUAGAGAUUGCUUAAAAUUAUUGAUCGAAGAACAUUCCAAAUGGCAAAAUAGAUUAUCUAGUCUUACGAAAGAAGAUUUACUUUUAAAUUUUGGUGGUAAUCAAUCAAUUUUUCAACGUCUAAAAUUAUUUGAAGAAGAAACUGAAACAAUAUAG